AUAGAAUACUGUUUUUUCAGGUUUAGUAAAAUGGACAAGAUAUUGGAAAACGGAUCUCCGGGAAUGAAGGUGGGUCGGGUCAUGACUCAGGUUUUCGUUCUGAUUUCCCUUCUUCAAGGUGUUCGUUCCACAACGUCACGAAACAAUUUAAACGUCACAAACCCGGGACAAAAACACCCAUCUCCCCCGGUUACGCUUAGGAAAGUUGGUCAUAACCAAGUGGUCGUUGAUAACGGUAUCAUCCAAGUUAGCUUCUCGAGUCCGGCAGGCUUAAUAACUGGAAUCAAGUACAAUGGCUUUAACAAUGUGUUGAACGACCAAAUUGAGAAUCGCGGAUAUAUCAUUCGAAGUGGUGUGUCCGGAGUCUACAUGUACGCUGUGUUAGAGAGAUUAAAAGGUUGGCCAGACGUGAACAUGGACCAAACCAGAAUCGUCUUCAAGCUUAACACAACAAAAUUCGAUUUCAUGGCUAUAUCUGAUGGUCGGCAGAAAAUUAUGCCUUCUGAAGCAGAUCGAGAUAUCAAAACUCGUCGUGCUAGUCCAUUGGCUUACAAAGAAGCUGUUCAUUUGAUAAAUCCCCAAAAUCAUAUACUUAAAGGGCAGGUAGACGAUAAGUACAUGUACUCGAUGGAAAACAAAGACAACAAAGUACACGGUUGGAUAUCGUCGGACCAACGUGUUGGGUUUUGGAUGAUUACUCCCAGCGAUGAGUUUCGUUCAUGUGGGCCCAUCAAACAAGAUCUCACUUCUCAUGUGGGACCCACCAUUCUUUCAAUGUUUACAAGUGUACAUUACGCGGGAGUAGAUAUUAACACAAUUUAUAAAAGCAAGGAGCCGUGGAGGAAGAUGUUCGGUCCUGUCUUUGUUUAUCUCAAUUCUGCCUCUUCUCGUAAUCUUCUCUGGACCGAUGCUAAACGACAGAUGGUUUCCGAGGUCCAAAGUUGGCCUUAUGAUUUCGUGAAGUCAGUAGAUUACCCUCUUCAUCACCAAAGAGGAAUAGUCAAGGGUCGAAUCUUUGUCAUGGAGAGAUACAACAAAACCGAAACGAACAUAUUCGGGAAAUUUGCUUUUGUGGGAUUAGCAUUACCUGGUGAAGCUGGUUCAUGGCAAACCGAAAACAAGGGAUAUCAAUUUUGGACACGAGCAGACAGAGUAGGGAUGUUCACAAUAGCGAAUGUUAGACCAGGGAAAUAUAGUCUCUACGCAUGGGUUUCUGGGUUUAUCGGUGACUAUAAAUAUGAGCGUGACAUUACCAUCACACCAGGUAGGGUGAUAGACGUAGGACGCAUAGUGUACGAGCCACCGAGAAAUGGUCCGACUCUGUGGGAGAUCGGAGAACCAGACCGAACCGCCGCAGAAUUCUAUAUCCCAGAUCCGGACCCAACCCUUUUGACCAAACUCUAUCUAAAUUACUCAAAUCCUCAAGACAGAUUUAGACAAUAUGGUCUAUGGGAUCGUUACAGUGUUUUGUAUCCUCGAAACGAUCUUAUUUUUACUACUGGAGUGAGUGACUUUAAAAAAGACUGGUUCUAUGCCCAUGUCAACAGGAAAGCUGGAAAAGGGACAUAUAAAGCAACGACAUGGCAAAUUAAGUUUAAUUUAAAAGCAGUGAUUCAAACUAGAAUCUACACACUUCGAAUAGCUUUGGCUGCAGCCACAACUACUGAUCUAGUGGUUUGGGUCAACCAAGCUAAUUCCAAACCCCUAUUCAUAACUGGGCUAAUAGGUCGGGAUAACGCGAUCGCGAGGCAUGGGAUUCAUGGGUUGUACAAAUUGUACAAUAUCGAUGUUCAUGGACAGUUACUUAGGGUUGGAGAGAAAGAACAGAGCGUAGAGGCGUUUGGAUGGGCCGCGAGAGACUCCUCAGGCCAUCUCUCUCCCUUUGUCUUUUCUAGAAGGAAAACAGGAGAGGAGGAAGUGAGAGUGAAGGUGUUAUAUUGUGGAAUAUGUCAUAGUGAUCUCCAUUGUCUCAAGAACGAAUGGCAUUCCUCUACUUACCCUUUGGUUCCUGGUCACGAGAUUGUUGGAGAAGUGAGUGAGAUAGGGAGCAAAGUAAGUAAAUUCAAUCUUGGAGACAAAGUCGGUGUUGGAUGCAUAGUAGAUUCAUGCCGCACUUGCGAAAGUUGCCGUGAAGAUCAAGAGAACUACUGCACUCAAGCAGUCGCAACCUAUAACGGAGUUCACCAUGACGGAACGAUUAAUUACGGUGGAUACUCCGACCACAUCGUCGUUGAUGAACGUUACGCCGUCAAAAUUCCACACACAUUGCCUCUAGCUUCAGCCGCACCUUUGCUUUGUGCAGGCAUCUCGAUGUACAGUCCUAUGAAGUACUUCGGAUUGGCCGGACCGGAUAAACAUAUUGGAAUCGUGGGGCUAGGUGGUCUUGGACACAUUGGGGUGAGAUUUGCUAAAGCAUUUGGGACUAAAGUCACGGUGAUUAGCUCGACCACUGGGAAAUCUAAGGAUGCUCUUGAAACUCUUGGAGCUGAUGGAUUCUUGGUUAGUACUGAUGAAGACCAAAUGAAGGCUGCAACGGGAACUAUGGAUGGCAUAAUUGAUACAGUUUCUGCAUCGCAUUCGAUUUCACCUUUAAUUGGACUACUCAAAUCCAACGGUAAACUUGUUCUACUCGGGGCAACGGAGAAGCCAUUUGAUAUAUCUGCAUUUUCCUUAAUAUUGGGACGAAAAUCGAUAGCGGGAAGUGGUAUUGGAGGAAUGCAAGAGACACAAGAGAUGAUUGAUUUUGCGGCUGAGCAUGGCGUAACAGCAGAAAUUGAGAUCAUAUCCAUGGAUUAUGUGAACACUGCCAUAGAUAGACUUGCGAAAGGGGAUGUUAGAUAUCGAUUUGUCAUCGACAUAGCUAACACACUGGCUGCUACUCGAUCUUAAUUAAAGUCGAAGUUCUAUACGUAUUCAAAAUAGUCUGGAUUUCAAUCCCACGGAACUGAAGGAUAUACAGUCUGUUUUAUAUAAAUGGAGUAUAAAUCAAAUAAAUGUAA
Arabidopsis arenosa is the source of this 2999-nucleotide messenger RNA. The record is from the annotation of a GenBank genome assembly. NCBI's taxonomy places the organism in Eukaryota, Viridiplantae, Streptophyta, Magnoliopsida, Brassicales, Brassicaceae.